AUGCAUGCUUCAGGCAGUAAAGAAGAGCACGGUCUCAACACUCUCAACGUCGAGAAUGUCGAAGAAGGCCAACCAAAAGAGAUUUUCGACGCCGCGCAAAUCAGUUCUCGCUCUCGCAGUCCAGCGGAAAGAGCCUUGCUCAGGAAGCUAGACUGGGUCGUCCUGCCGGUACUCUGGCUGAUGUACUUUCUCAACUUUCUUGACCGAGCUGCAAUCACCGUUGCCAGACUGAACAGAAUGGAAAAGGAUCUGAACCUCACAUCAGUGCAAUACCAAGCCUGUGUUUCCGGAUUGUUUGUUGGAUAUCUCCUUGGACAAAUCCCAUCCAACAUGAUCAUCACCAGGGUACGACCGUCAAUUUUUCUGGGGUCCUGGAUGGCCUUGUGGGCUAUCUGUAGUACGCUCCAGGGUAUUGUCCACAACUUUACAGGCCUAUUCUUGGCCAGGUUCUUCCUCGGCUUUACAGAGGCACCCUUUUAUCCUGGUGCUCUGUAUCUGCUGUCGAUCUUUUAUACACGCACGGAAAUUGCUACGCGGAUCUCGAUCCUCUUUUCGGGAAGUGUCUGUGGUAACGCCUUCGCCAGCCUCAUCGCCAUCGGAGUCUUCAAAAUGCACGGAGUGGCUGGUCUUGCAGGUUGGAGAUGGCUUUACAUCCUCCAAGGGAUCAUCACCUUCGUCGUGGCCAUCAUAUCGAUCUUUAUUCUCCCCGAUGAACCCAGCAACACUCGUUGGUUGUCACCAGACGAAAGAGAACUCGCGCAAUCACGCGUUUCCGGAGACACAGUUGCAAGACGCACCAACACGAGUACAUGGGCUGGACUCAAGGAUGCCGUCACCGAUCAAAACCUCUGGCCUCUCAUUCUCAUUCAGCAUCUUGGAGUAGCGGCGAGCGGUUACAAGAACUUUCUACCGACUGUAGUGCAAACAUUGGGCUAUGGCCAAACAACCACCCUUGGUAUGACCUGCCCCCCUUAUCUUGUGUCUGGUGCGCUUUCCGUGCUAUGGAGCUGGUCUUCAGGACGUCGGAACGAACGUACAUGGCAUCUCUCCAUGGCUCUUACUACUGCCAUCAUCGGAUUCAUAAUAGCAUCCGCGACGACGAAUACCGGUGCACGCUAUUUCUCGAUUUUCGUCUUCACCACUGGAGUCUACGCCAUUUCUGGUAUCAACCUGGGAUGGGUGGCGAGUACUUGUGGCCAGACUAAAGAGAAAAGGGCUGUUUCCCUGGCAGUCACCAAUACCAUCUCGAACAUUGCAACCAUCUACACUCCGUACUGGUGGCCGGCGUCAAACGGGCCUCGAUACGUGAUGCCCUUCACCAUAAGUGCCGUCUUUCUGGUUGUGGCGGCGUUGUCGACCUUCACGUUGAGAUGGAUGCUUGUCCGUGCCAACAAGAAGAUUCGUCAAACAGAGUCCGAGGCCCAGGUCCUCUAUGCUCUCUAG
Messenger RNA from Exophiala spinifera, 1443 nucleotides. RefSeq lists its product as uncharacterized. The transcript is spliced from 5 exons. Gene Ontology annotation, cellular component: membrane. Bases 1 to 1443 code for a protein of 480 amino acids. Gene Ontology annotation, biological process: transmembrane transport. Lineage: Eukaryota; Fungi; Ascomycota; Eurotiomycetes; Chaetothyriales; Herpotrichiellaceae. The record is from RefSeq and is a predicted model, not a curated record. Gene Ontology annotation, molecular function: transmembrane transporter activity.